UAAAAAUAUGUUAUAAAAACAAUUUAUUUUGAGUUGAAAAGGUAAGCAGCUGAGAAACAAACAAAUCCUCUUUAAAAAGCGAAAAAAAGCAUUAGUGAAAAUGUGUUAUGCAUACAACAAAUAUGUGAAAAAUUUAUUGCCAAUUGUAACCCGAGCGGUCAUAUCAGUGUGAAAAAAUUUUGAUUGUAAAGAUAAGCAUUUCAAGAUGUCGUAAUUAAGUAGGAAAUGGAUGCAGCAUCAGAACUUUAUUAUUAAUCCGACAACAAUAAAUUUAACAAUAUUGUAAAAUAGGUUUGUAUUAUAAUCAACACAUCAAUUACAUCCAUAUAUCUCUGAAUACACGUCAGUGCACAAUAACAAAAACACACUACCAAUAACAGCAUAAAACCAUAAUAAUUGCUAUAAAAAAGAAACGAUAAAUACUAAAGAGAAAAAUGACCGAAAAAGAAAUGCAAGCACACGAUAUGGUGCGGCGGCGCAACUGGUCGCGUGCCGUUUCGCUCUACGACCAAAUAUUAGCUCAAAUUUCGGCAGCUGCCACCGCCAUCACAAUUGCCACCGCCAACAGUAAUAACAGCUCCGUGAAUAGCAAUAGCACAGCAUUGGCGCGUUCACAAAAAGAUCGGCAAAUCGCCUGCCUUUUGGGACGGUGCGAAUGCAUGCUGGAGCUGAGUCGUUACGAGCAGUGCCUUGCAGAUGCGCGCAAGGUGUUGGCAUUGCUCGCCGAUCAGUCGGCGGAUUGCUUGGCAAGUGUAUCACGUGCGCGCCGGUGGCUCGUACAUGCGCUCUGCAAGCUGAAAAAAUAUAAUGAAGCUGAGCAACUGCUGCGCGAGUGGAUUGGCGAAUUGAGUGGUCAGCAAAGUUUUUUAGACAUUUCCAAAACACUCGAACGCUACAAAUCCAUUAUUCAAAUGAUAAAUGGGCACAAGUCCACUCAGAAGAUCUCACAGUCUCGGCUUGAAGACGAAAUGUCCAUAUUGGACACGAAACUCGAUCAUUGGGCUACCAAUAAUCUGCCGUUGGACAAAUACAGUAAAUUGCUAAGUAACAAAGGACUGAAGAAAGCGCGCGAAGGUGGUGGCGAUCGCGGUGGGGGAGAUGGUCGUGGUAAUGGGGGUAAUAACUCAACUAAUAUCGUAGGUCCUGGUCAACAUAAUGGCUCCAUAGGUAGCGGUGGUGGCAGCAGUAGUAUAAGCAGUAGUAGCAGUAGUGGCAGUGGCAGUGGAAGUGGCAAUUCCACAACAAUACUGCAAAAAACAACCGAUCUAUUGGCUGCGAUAAAAGUAACAGGCGGCAAGCACGGCAUGCCCACUGCUGGUACAGCUGCUGAAGAUAAUGACAAUGCCACCUACUGUUCUUACUGUGCUAUUAGUUUUGAGACACGUAACGAGUUGCGGCAACAUUGCCAAACAGAACGCCAUCAAAAUGUCAUCAUGUCGUACGAAGGACGCGACUGGAAAUGGCGGCCACCACCCCGUGGCUUCACGCUGGAUUCAUAUAGUUUGUGCGAAGCGUACCAAGAAUCACAAACGUGCCAUUACGGCAAUCAAUGCGUUGAAGCGCACGGGCAGGAUGAGUUGAAUGAGUGGAAGGAGCGCUUCGAGUAUCGACGAAUGCGUCUGCAAAAGGCCAGCGAAAAGGAGCUCUAUGGCAAAUCAUACACAGAACAAAUAUUAGAUCGCUGGAUACAAGCUACAGCGCCUGAGCGCAUUAUGUGCGAGAAGGUUGAUGGUGUAGAGGUGCGUUGCGAACAAGAGCUAGUAACGAGCAUCAGUUCGAAGAGCUCCAAGCGUGAGUGGAUUUUCGUGUUGAAAUCAGCGCGUGUGCUGCGUGCCGUUGCAUUGCUGCAGGAUGCGCAUCGCAACCAUUUCGCCAUCACUGGCAUUAAAGUGGACGGCCAUGCGCCGAUUUUCGAUCUGAAAUCCAACCAAGAAUGGGUGUCUGCAACUCAUAAAGUGUCAUCAGGCGAAAAAGAUGUGACGAAGUUAGCUAUAGAGUUUACCGAUACAACGCUGUCCGGGCAUAUCGGCGUAGCAACAGAUGCACAAACGACAAUGCUGGAGCAUAGAGUGACUAUAGAAUUCCACACAGAUAUCUAUGGCACUUUCCGGCAAACGGUAUGUUUCGAUCUGGGCAACGAACCAUUACUUGUGCAACAACUUUGUGUCGAUGUUGUGCCCGUCGGCGACGCCGAAAGAAUCGAGGAGAUAAAGCGCGACAUCAUCAAUAGUUCGGUAACGCGUUGGGAUGUAUCCAAUACGAAUUUAGUAAAAUUCGAAACCACAAUUGGCACACACCUGAAGACUGAAGCCUAUCUCAAUGAUCUGAAGCAUGAAAAAGAAAUGCUGGAACGCUAUCCUUGCCCACGUGCGCAAACUUUCACGCUGACGCAAUCGACCAUUGUCGAGAAGCGUCUCACGCAGCAUAAUUACCGUUCGCGCAUACACGAACUGCUGUAUGUGGAGGAGAUUGCACGUUACGAGCAAAUCGCACGCUACAAUGUGCGCACCAAACUGACUGUGACAUCCACUUAUAUACUGACACCAGCGGGUAUGGCCACCACCACAGCCAAAUUCUCGCUGACGGGUGAACUAUUUGCCCUAAUGCGGCUUGGGAAAGACAUUUCGGAAGAUACAUCCGCCGGACGUUUAAUACUUUCGAAUUGCUCCAGUGUUUAUAUAAGUGCACCCGAGGAGAUGCACACACUGAAGGACAGAAAACGCAAUAUUUACGAGGCAACUAUCGAGGACAAAGGCAAAAACGUGAUUUAUCUAAAAUUGUCUGCCAAAUGUGUGGAGGGCAUGAGCUUAAAGGCCGAAACAGAAAUUGAAGUGGACAUACAAUUUCAGUUGAAUCGCUUGCCCUACUGCGAAUGGCACAAUGCCGUGGAUAAGAUAACCGAUUUCAAGAUCAUAUUUCCUGCCACCGAAAUCGAACCGAACAUACCGUGGACACCGAAAAAGCAGUGGUCCGAUGCAUGUGAACCGAAAUUAAAUGCGAAACAGCGCGAGGCAGUGAAUGCGAUCACUACAUCACUGGGAAUCAAGCUACCGCCCAUCCUGCUGAUAGGGCCCUUCGGCACGGGCAAAACAUACACGCUGGCGCAAGCGAUCAAGCAGCUAUUGACGCAGCCCGAAGCUAAGAUUUUAAUUUGUACGCACUCGAAUUCGGCGGCCGAUUUGUACAUCAAAGAGUAUCUUCAUCCGUGGAUCGAGCAAGGCUUAGAAGAAGCAACACCGUUGCGUGUAUACUACCACAAACGUUGGGUAGCCACUGUGAACAGCGUAGUGCAAAAGUACUGCAUAACAGAUGGCGCGGGAAAUUUUCGACGUCCGUCUGUCGAAGACAUCAAAAAACAUCGAAUCGUUGUAGUAACACUAAGUAUUUCCAUGGAGCUGGCCAAUCUGGGCUUGCCCAAAGGUUAUUUCACUCACAUCUUUCUCGACGAAGCCGCGCAGGCCAUGGAAUGCGAGGCUAUAAUGCCUUUGGCUCUUGCCAACGACAGCACACGUAUCGUUUUGGCCGGUGAUCACAUGCAAAUGAGUCCCGAAUUGUUCUCCGCCUUUGCAAAGGAACGAAAACUGCACAUCUCACUACUCGAACGGCUCUACGAUCAUUACCCAUCAAAUUUUCCAUGUAAAAUUUUGCUUUGUGAAAAUUAUCGCGCUCAUGAGGCAAUCAUUAAAUUUACAUCCGAACUGUUUUAUGAGCAAAAAUUGAUUGCUUCCGGUAAGCAGCCGCGUCACGAACGCUUUUAUCCGCUUACGUUUUUUACAACGCGUGGUGAAGAUGUACAGGAUAAGAAUUCAACAGCAUUUUAUAACAACGCAGAAGUCUAUGAGGUGGUGGAGCGAGUAUCCGAGCUGCGGCGUAAAUGGCCCAUUGCUUGGGGUAAAGUGAACGAUGCCAGCAUCGGUAUAAUGACGCCCUACGCCGAUCAGGUGUUUCGGAUACGUUCGGAACUGCGUAAGCGUCGCAUGGGCGGCAUAUCAGUGGAGCGUGUACUCAACGUGCAGGGCAAACAAUUUCGUGCUGUCUUCCUUUCCACCGUACGCACACGCGCCACAUGCUUGCCGCAAAUGAUGAACGCCCUUGUCGGGCCUGGCGGUAUGCAUCCCGCCAUGGGCGGUCAUAUGGGCGCACUUGGUAGCGUGCCAGCAGAAGAUACCGACUUUGGUUUCUUGAGCAAUUCUAAGCUGCUAAAUACGGCGAUUACACGCGCACAAAGUUUGGUCGCUGUUGUUGGCGAUCCAGUGGCGCUCUGUUCGAUAGGUCGUUGUCGCAAAGUGUGGGAGCGUUUUAUCGAAAUAUGUGACGAGAACAAAUCAUUAUUUGGCAUUACGUGGUCAUACCUGCGUUCACAAUUGGACGGUGUAGAGCUAAAGCGCGGCUAUGUGCUGAAUCCUCUGGCGCCCGAAUUUAUACCGCGCGCAAUGCAACCGGAAGCGUAUUUGCGUGAUCAAACGGCUAUGUACUUGAUGGGCGCGGCUGGCGUUAAUGCAAACAAUCACCACGGCGGGCCGCAUCCCGGAGCGGGACCACAUCAUCCAGGCGGUCCGUUGCCGCCACACGCUGCCGGUAUGUUGGCCGCAGCAGCAGCCGCUGGUGGUGGUGGCGGUCCAGGCGGUGCACAAAUGCAGCCGCAUCAUGCCGCCAUGGCCGCCGCUGCCAACCACCAACAACAAAUGCAAAUGCAGAUGUACGCACAGCAUCCAGCUGCUGCAGCAGCCUACAAUGCAGCCGCCGCAGCGGCAGUCAUGAUGAAUCAGAGCAUGGGCGCUGGCAAGGGUGGUGCUGGUGGACAUCACUUCCCUGGUCCAACUCACGGCCCCAACCACAUGAAUAUGCGCACGUUAGGACCACAUCCACCGGGUGGACAACAACAGCCAGGGCCGCCACCGCCGGGACCGUUGGGGCAGCAGUAUAACAUGCGGGGGCCACCGCCGCCACCAUCCGCCGUACAUUUGCCACAACCGCCUCCACCUGGUACUGCUGGUGCGCCACCAUCUCAAUUCGCCGCACAAUAUAUGCCGUGGCAACAAGCACAACAACAAUUACGUGGUGGUCCACCAGGGGGCGGUGGCGCAGGCGGCAACUACCCACCGCCGGGCGCACAACCACAAGGACCACCGCAAUCACAGAACCCCAACGCAAGCCUUUGGGGGCCGCCGCCACAAUCGAAUCCUUGGAGCGCAUUACCUAACAAGCAAUCGCAGAUGCCGCCUCAACCACCACCAAACAAUGUGGGUGCCGGUGGAGGAGUACGUCCAUUGGGUCCACCACUUCCAAACACGCAGCAACAGCAACAAGCGGGUGCGGGCAUGCGUGGUGGAAGUGUACCGCUACAGCCACCACCGCCUAAUGCACAACAGCUACGCGCCAACUCGAAUGACAUGGGCUAUUUGGCGAAAAAGGGCUAUGGACCACAUGCCGCUCCUGGUGGCCCACAACAGCAGGCGCCUCCACCACACGGCACUUUUGGGGCGUAUGUUGGUGGCAACGCGCCGCCUCCACCACCAAGCCAAUUACAAUUGUUGAAUCAACGCAAUUUGGGCGGCGGCAUGCCGAAUGGACCCAUAAGUCCACUCGAUCCAUAUAUGCAGCGAGGGCAAGGCGGCAAUGCUCAGGCUGGAGGGCCGCAGUCAGCGACAAACUUCUUUGGCGGUGUGAAUAACAUCUCGGCGCUGAGUAAGGAUAACAAGGACUUUCAGUUUCUCAACAAUGUGCAUAUGCCUCAACUGAAUUUAGGCGGCAGCGGAGCAGGAGGUGGCAGUGGUGGUGCUAAUAAUCUCUUCCAACCACCCGGAGCGUUGCAACCCCCAGCACCAGGAAACAACAAACAGCAGUCGCCAUCAGCGCCCCGUUUCCCGCAGCCGCAAGAGUAUGCGGCGCUACUGCCACCCAAUAUGAGCAUCUACGACAUGGCAUUCGAACCGAAGGAAUCGCAGUACAAGUGGUGCCUAAAGUUGCUCGAGACACACGGCCAGGAAGCGGUUAACAAAUUCACCGAAGGUCUUGGACAAGUGUUAAAUAUGUUAAACCAGCAACAACAGCAGCAACAACAUGUCCAACAGAUGAACGCGCGUGGGCCGCAAAUGCAGCCCCCACCGCCGCCGCCACAUCUGAACGUCAAUCAGUUGCUGCCACGCGACCUUAUGCAGCAAUAUAUGCUUCCCGCUUUGAUGGGCGGCGGCAACAGCGGCGUGGGACCACAGCCCCCAAUGCAGCAGCAGCAACAACAACAGCAGCAGCAGCGCAACAGCUUGAUUGGCGGUGGUAUGCAUCACUCAUACCCAAUGAACCCACUAGCAGCCGCUGCUCUGGGUAAUCAACAAGGACCACCGCAGCCGCCACCGCCACCCUCUUUGCUGCCGCCGCCAACAGACGAUACAGCGCAAUUGGAUGGCAUCAAUUUUAAUCAGCAAAUCGAUUUGGCCUUCAACACGCUGUUGAAUGGUAACAACGCACAGCCAAUAUUACGCAACCUCUUCAGCAACACGGGUAGUCGAGGUGGCAACAACAACAGUCUAAUGAAUGGUGGCGACUUUCUGCUGGCGCCCAACACAUCGACAACCUCUUUGGUCAGCACUAGCACAUCGGCGUCCGGUGGAUUGGGUAAUCAUGAGCCACCACCACCGCAGCAGCAAAUGAAACUGUUUUCAAGCUUCGGUGGCGGCAGCGCAGGUGAUUUGGGUGGUGGAAAUAUUUUGGUUUCGGCUUUGCAGCAACCGCUGUUGAACAAUAUGCAGAAGGGACCGAUGUUUGCGCCUAUGCAACAUCAGCAGCAACAACAACAACAGCACAUGCAUGGGCAACAGCCACCACAGCAGCAGCAGCCGCCAGUUGGUGGUAGUUUCUUGGGAGGAAAUUCCUUGUUGAAUAGCAAAGACUAUUUGCUGGGUGGCGGCGAUGACAGUAUGCUGAGCGGUGGCUCAAGUGUGCCCUUAUAUCGGCGUCAAGCAAUGGGCAACGGUAGUCUGAGCAAUAAUUUAAGCAACAGCAUCAAUGCAAGCGGCAAUAGCGGUAGUGCUAGCGCCAACAGCCAAAGCCACAGCCACGGCCACAGUAGCAGUCACAACAGCUACAAUAACAUAGGCGGCCAUACCGGGACAAGCGGCGGCGGCAGCGGCAAUGCUGGCGGGCAUCUUUUGCCACCGCCUGACAACAUACUUACCGGUGGCACCACUGACAUUCUAGCCGGUCUGAACACGAGUGCAAGUAAUCUGAUCGAAGCGCUGUUCCAAACGAAUUCAACAACCAGUUCAGCGCCCAGUUCGGUGCCGAAUAACACAAUUACAACGACCACUGGAUUAGAGCAACAGCAACAGCAGCCUCCACCACAGCAGCAGCAGCAACAACAGCAACAGCAAACGAGUGGCGGCAGCAACAGUAGCUCAUUUCAAAAGAUGUUCAACAAUUAUGACAUUUAUGGCUCGUCCGCAGCGACAGCGAAGAAAUAUGAAUUGGACUUAUUUAUGCGCGACCAUCAGUUGGGUGGUGGCGGUGGUGGUGGUGCUGGAGGCGGAGGUAUUGGUGCCAGUGGCAAUAUUAGUGGCAGCAAUAGUGGCGCUGGCGAUGCACCGCUUGUUAAUAAUCAUCAGGUGCAUUAUCACAACAACAAUGCCGAUAAUCGCAACAGUACCACAUAUGCAGCAGUGCUUAGCCAAGGUCAACAUCACCAGCAGCAACAGCAACAACAACAGCAGCAUCAUCAGCAGCAGCAACAGCAACACCAUCAGCAACAACAGCAUCAUGCAGUACAGCAGCAACAACAACAACAACACCAUAACAAUUUCCAUCAUCAUCAUCCACCGCACCAUGCCGAGCCGCCGACUAGCGGAGUGUCAUCAACACCAACUAGUGGUGGCGCUGGUGGUAAUGCCGGUAGUGUUGGGGGCGCUGGCACUGGUGGUGGUGGUAGCAUUGAAGUGGAAAAGGACCUCUUUGCGGCCAUACGUGAACUAGGUCAAGGCACGAAUGGAUUCUACAAUUAUUUUCAAUAAGUUGAUUUGCCUUGCCGCUGCUUAAUCAUGGCCACGCUUUUCUUCCUUCUUGCUUUUUCAAAUAAUGGCGGUAGUGAAAUUUUUUCGUUGUUGUGUUUGAGUGAAGCAUUGGUUUGUUUAUGAGUCGUAGGCGAUAUUCGUUGCACAGCACCAUGGGCGUAAUGCUGUAAUAGUGCAUGAGGAUGCGACGCGUGUACUAGUGCAAAUGUUUUUGGGCAGUCAGUGCGGUGCGCAGGUGAAAAUAUGUAAAUGAAUAUUGUAGACUAUGCUGGUAGAGUGGUGACCACAAUAACGAUAAGAAGUGCACCUAAAUGUAAUGCUGGAGGUGGGUUAUUUCUAAAUCGCGAACUGCAAAAAAGCGAUGGCAUUUAAAAACUAACUUGUUUCGGUCGGACUUUACAUUCAAAUUUCAUCACUCAAAAACUGCCUGAAAAGCGCUAAAAAUAUAUUACAUUUUUUGUAUCGAAAUUGAACGGAACUAAAAAGUUACUUUCUAAAAUUUCAAUUUCGCUUUAUCAUUUCGCAAAUAAUUUAAGAGCAUCACAAUUCAAUUUUCCAGUAAAUAUUUAUUAAGAAGAGAACUUAAAUUUUGUAAAUUGAAUGUAAUGUGUGUUUCGAAAAUAAUUUGCGGUUUGGUGCGUAGAUUUGCGAAUAUUUGCUUAUGCAGGUUUAUUUAAAAAUUGAUUUUCGAAUUUUUUUCGCUGCUACAAAACAAAACUAUAUAAAUUUAGAAAGAAAAA
Molecule: messenger RNA, 8743 nt
Organism: Anastrepha obliqua
Lineage: Eukaryota; Metazoa; Arthropoda; Insecta; Diptera; Tephritidae
Gene: Helz
Product: probable helicase with zinc finger domain
Exons: 6
Coding region: 435-8003 (2522 amino acids)
Molecular function (GO): protein binding; nucleic acid binding; ATP hydrolysis activity
Source: RefSeq, a predicted model, not a curated record